Molecule: messenger RNA, 6883 nt
Organism: Chilo suppressalis (striped riceborer)
Lineage: Eukaryota; Metazoa; Arthropoda; Insecta; Lepidoptera; Crambidae
Source: the annotation of a GenBank genome assembly
AUUAAAUACUUUUCUUCAAAUAAAAAUAUCAUACAGAUCCGAGUUACCCAUUGUAAGUUAUUUAAUUCGAAUUUGAACAUUGGUCUGGUUCUAUUCGCCGAUGUCAUACCGCAAACAUUUUUUGUUUGAGUAAAAGACACGAGUCCAUACAAGUUGUGUGCUCACGACUGUCCUCAUAUAUCGAUGACUUAAGUAACUAAACUGUGUUACUGAACAUGCGGGCUAUGCAAGUACCUAACACUGAUAUUUUUUGUGUCAUUGACAUUCUGCUUAAGUUAAAAAAGACGACUUCAGAUAACUGUUGCUUUUUUUAUUAUAUGCUGUAAAUUAUGGUGGUUCUGUACCUAUAUGGAUGAGUAUAUCUUUAUAUUUUUCUUUAAAAAAAUAUUUGUUAUAUCAGGAGUAAGUAAUCUGUGGUAAGGGUGUUAGCUAAAGUACCUACCUAUAAGAUGUGUUUUUUUAAACGAUGUUUAUGAAGUGUUAUACGAGCACGUGGUGAAUGAGCUCAUUCCACAUAGAUAAUGUCUAUCUUAUUUACUGGUUUUAAUUAACGUUCGAUUCUGGCGAUGGAUGAUGGAUGACUCGCGACAAUGCUCCUCGGGACGUGUGGGCGUCAGUUUGACAGUCAAAAUUUGCACUUUCCUUCGACUUUCUCUCGGAGGUGCGAAAGGUGUACAUUCGGGGCUCGCUAUGCUUUAUUCGGUAGCUGGCGCCGCAUAAGUGUACGCGCUCUAAUCGCAUCGGCGACGGCGGUCAAAGGCGGUCCGUUCUGUGGAGGUGCAACGCGUGCGUUUCCGAUAUUCAAAGCACCUGCAUGCCACUUCCGAGUUAGUGUUUAUAAGUUAGUGCGGAGCGUUCGGGGUCGUAGAGUUCGUUCGUGGUGUUUGGUAUCGUGCAAUGCUAUAGAGAUGUCGCGGGCCGAGACUGUGGCUGUGGCCUUGCUGCUCGCGCUGCGGGCGGGCGCGCCUGCGCGUUUUCCCGACCUUCUCUCCGUGCACGGGUGGUGGGGCGAGGAGCGGAGCAGGACAAGCGAGGACUCCGAUGUGCAGGUGGUGUACCUACCAGCGCUACUCCCACGGGAAGCGCAACUCUCCACAGACAAGAACAACGAUGAGAUCCCGCUACCGUACAGUUUUGAUGCCUUUGGAAGGAGUUUCAACCUUCAGCUCGUGCCGAACCGCCGACUGGUGUCUAGCAACUUCCGCGUGUGGUCGGACCAAGGACCGGAGCCUGUGACCAUUACUGACACCUCCUGUCACUUCCUCAACGCGGGCUCCGGAGCAGUGGCUGCACUUUCUGCAUGCAAAGACCAUGCCCUGCACGGGCUUAUAGUUGUCGACAAUUCAACGUACGAGGUUCGACCUUUAAGAGCGGGCUCUCGCCGUUCGAACAAGCGCGAAGGUCGUACUGCGCACGUGAUAAGACGCGCGCCGCCACCACCGCCGCCUUUGGACGACGAACUCCUUUUGAGACCUCGACCACGAGCCCGCACGCCUCGCAUGUCCCGUGCUCCCCCCCAUAACAAACUACCAUCCGGCUACACCAUCGAGAUAGCCCUGUUCUUAGACGAAGCUGGGUACAAGCUGUUCCAUCCUUUCCUCAACUACAAUGAAGCAAGCUUGAAAGAUAUGUUACUGGCCUAUAUAAACGGUGUACAAGCUUUGUACCAGCACCCGUCAUUGGGCACCCGCAUCCAGUUAUCUCUGGUGCGCCUCACGUUACUGCGAACUCAGCCGCAGUCGUUGCCAGCCCACGCUGAACGCGGUCGCCUGCUGGAUGCCUUCUGCGCGUACCAACGCUCGCUCAACAUAGAAGAUGAUGACGAUCCCCAACAUUGGGAUAUGGCUUUACUGCUCUCUGGGAUGGACUUCUACUCAGAGGAGGGUGGUCAACGUAACGGCGUAACGAUGGGUUUGGCGCCAGUCGGCGGGGUGUGCCUACCAGCACACGCGUGUGUAGUAUCCGAGUUCGGCACCUCCGACCUCAUGGGCCGCCCCUAUCCAUCUGCUGGCUUCACCUCCGUCUACAUCCUGGCACACGAGAUUGGGCACAACUUGGGAAUGCACCACGACGGAACGGGCAAUACUUGCGCCCGCGACGGCUUCAUCAUGUCGCCGUCAAGAGGCACCAAUGGUGAAGCUUCCUGGUCAUUCUGCAGCGCGAGGGUCGUCGCUGAUUUACAAUGGGCAACAUGUUUAUUGGAUGGAGGAGAUGAUCUAGACGUUUCAAAUGAACUUCGACACGAAAAGUUCGGGAGCGCACCGGGAGCUGUAUGGGGUGCCAAGAAACAAUGCGAGGUGCUGCUACGGGAUGUAGAUGCUGCGCCGUGGUCGGGAGCAGGGGCAGGUGCGGUAGGUCCGUGCGCUCAGUUAGCGUGCCGCUCGCCGCACCGCGUCGGCUUCUACUACGCCGGGCCCGCGCUGCCCGGCACGCCCUGCGGCGAUCACAUGUGGUGUCAAGGAGGGGAAUGCGUGCCAGCGAGUACUAGUCCCAAUAUCACGGAGGGACCAAUCAAUUCUAAUGAGGUCGUAGGUGGUGGUGAAGGAGCUGGGUCAGAAAGUGCUGGUGCAGACGGUUGGGGUCCAUGGCGCGAGUCUUCAUGCCAGUCGGGGUGCACGAUGCGCGCGCGCGGCUUUCGCGAGCGUCGCCGCACCUGCGCCGGCGCAGCAACUUGCACCGGUGCUUCUUACGACGUCAUGCUUUGCGACGACUCAAAGGUGUGCGGUAAAAAGAGUCGCGUGAGUGCCAACGAGCUAGCGGCGCGCAAGUGCGGCGAGUACGCGCGCCUUUUGCCAGAGCUAGACGCACGAGGAGGCGGCCUGCAGGUGCCACACGACCCCACCCGUAUGUGGAUGGGUUGCGCGGUGUUUUGUCGGCGCGCAGCUGGGGGCGGUUUCUACGCGCCGCGCGUGGAGCUCAACGGUGCCGGCCUCGACCCCUACUUUCCGGACGGCACAUGGUGCCAUCACGACGGCGAGCAACACUACUACUGCAUGCAGCAUCACUGCUUGCCCGAGAACUUCAAGAUGACAGCGGAGUGGAACGUGUGGCAGUUGCCGAGCGAAGACAUCGACGGCCCCUUCAAUGCCAAAGCGCAGAACACCGCAGAGGACGACGCAGCUAAUGACGCCAUUCAGAACUACCAUUCGCUUAACAACGAAGGGAUACCAAUAUUCCGCUCUGCGUUUCCUCCGCUUGUGCCCGAAGAGCCUGAAAGCAAUUGGGAGGUCAUGGAUUACGUGGACCUACCUCGUGUCAUUGAAGAUCGACAGCCGCACUGAUCUACGCUUCUUUAUUCAAACAAUAAAGGAUGGGUAAUUAGGAUAUAAAAAAUACAUAAAACCUUUUCUUGCCAAAUGCUUACUACUAUGAUUAUUAUGUUGUCCUAGUGAUAUAUUUAUUUUAAGAUAUUUAUUCUAUUUUCAAGUGAAAAUACUUAAUUAUAUUUAUUACCUAUGUUAAAAAACCGGAUACGGAAAUUUUACACUGAAACGAAGUAGGACAUAGCAGAUCUAACAUAAAACUGCAGCAAUUUGGUUACCAUCCUUAUAAAAUAAAAGAGAACCGUCAGUAGUUCAGCUAGGACCACUUUUUAAGGUUUCAUACCCAAAACGUUGACAGCUGAAUUUUACCUAAUUUCCGAUGUGUUCUUUCCUCCGUUCAUAUAUCAACAAUUAAAUAUUAUGAACCACAAUCGGUAUACAGGUUAAUUUUCAUAAUAACAAACAUAAAUAAAAUAAAGUUGAAAAUCAAAGUUUUGUUGGACAUGUAGGGAGGAUUGCUCUGCGCAGCCGCUCAUGUGCGAUUUGCACUUGUACUACCGUUACCGUUUUUCCUCAUUUAUUUGUUCACAAAUAAAAAUAAAAGAUCUAAAUCUUCAUGCUAUUGCCAAUCGAACCAUACUAAAGUAAAUUAAGAAUUAACAAAGUAGUCUGCAUACAGAACACUGUUUGACUUUAGUUUAUGAUGAAAAUGUGUUUAAUUUCUUAAAAAAAUAGUCUGCAGGCAAAAAGAUUGCUUUUAUUUUCACAGUUUUAAACGAAAAAAAAAACGGAGGAGGUUCUCAUGUCAACGCGUAUAUUUUUUUUAUGUAUGACAACGCAUAACUUUGCACAGAGUCGUGCGAUUUUGAUAAUUCUGUUUUCAUUGGAAAUUGUAUACCACGAAAUUGGUCCCAUAUGAAUUUGUAAAAAAACCAAUCCUAAGGGUAUGAAAACAGGGGAUGACGAUUCACUCACUGGUUGUAAUGUAAUCACGCAUAACUUUUUACAGAGUAGUCUGAUUUUAAUUUAUUUUUUUGGAAAGGAGAUACAUCAAUGUUGGUCUCAUAUAUACAUUUGGAAAAAAAACUACCUCUAAGGGUGGGAAAAUAGGGGUGCUUGUUCACUCACAGAUUUUGAUGCCGAGUUUUAUAUUAAAGCUACAAAAAAUUGUAAGAUAAAAACUUUUUAACAAAAAAAUUAAACCGCCGAAAAGAAAAUGGAAUAAACUUUUUUUAUCUUUAGUCAAAUUAAUAUUUGAAGUAGGUGCCAUGCAGGUCUGAUAAAUCAUUUACUAGUUGGGUUGGCCUGGCACUGGUACCGACUCCAGUUAUUAACUUGACUUAAGAUAAAAAUGGUUUAAUAUUUUUAACUUGGCGUUGGUUUAAUUAUUUUUGUUGAAAAAAAAAAUUUUUAACAUAUCCUUCUAUUUUUAAGUAAGUACCUACAAGAUAGACUAUAAUACCUACUAAGAAAAAGAGAACUGAGAGAGUAUUUUAGUUAGUCUGUAAGUAAAAAUAGGGAAGAUGCAUAUAUAAUAUUUAUGAAAAUUUUAUGAUUAAAAUGUUAAAAAAAUAUAAAAGAAAUGCCACUGCAACGUUUUUAUUUUACAUAAUGUUGUUUUUUAAGAAUUAUUCCGAAUUAAAAAUAGUGACGUCACUCCUGUUAUGACAACUUCUUUGAGGUUAUGGUUGUUAAAGUAAAUAUUAUUUUAUAGGAAUAUUAAUUGCGUUUUUUUACAUUUAAUAAAAAUGGAAGUUGCGUUUAUCAAAGCAGACUCCAGGAAUUUACCAAGAGUUAGUGUUGACAUGGUUAUAACUUUUUUUGUACAAAGUGCAGAGUUUUUAAGUGCAGAAAUGAAAGGGACUAAAUUACUACGGUAUGUAAAACUCGUAGUUGUUAAACUUCGUAUUUUAUUCAGCGGCUUCUACAAAUCUUACGGCGAUAAUGCAAUCGGCUAUAUCCAAAUAAAAAGAGAUGGAGAAUUAUGUACAGUAAAAGGUCGAGUUCUCCGGAGCAUAAAGUACGUAAAGAAGGUUAUCGUGUUCAAAGACUUUAUAUAAAGUAUUUGAUCGUGUUACAGUUAUUUUAAAUGAAACGCAAAGCUUGGUUCAGUCCUGCCAAUGUGAAGAUUGUGCCACACAUUUUAAACUUUAUCUAAUUUUCGACGUCAUUCUCCAACUGUAAAAUUAAAAAUAUGUUAUAGACAGGUUUUGUAAGUAGUAGGUAGGUUACUAAUGCGUUUUUACGUACAAGCAGAUUAAUAAAGCAUAUAACAAGUAUAUUCGCCGACUUGCGUCAAAGUGAUCUUCACAGCAUCGAAUAAUGGUCUUUGGAGAAUAAUUGUCAUUUCUCUUUGCAGCUUGAAACCACUUUUUUUUUCAAUUUUGGGUCAGAAGUUCCAGUCAAAAACCAUUUAUUUGGAAACUUUGUUGAAGUAGAUUGGCACAAAACAUGAGUCAACACGGCUUUUUUUCGGAAUAUUAGUGGUAUUGUUAUGAUCACAUGAUGUUGAUGGAUAGUCCAUUUUAAAUUUUUCAAAAAAAUAUUUCGAAAGUCGAAAAAAUAUGCAAAAGUAUGAAAAGCCAGCGACGAACAAGUACGACCAGUGACAGACAGGAGUGACGUCAUCGCAACCAUAGGUUCGUUUUUUCCGAUAAAUCACAAUGUUUUAAUUUUUUAAUAUAUCUAUGGUUUAUUCUACAUGGAAUUCUUUAAAAUGAAAACAAAAAUAAAAAUAUUGCAUCUUCCCUAUUAUUGUUCAACACAUGCCUUUAUGGAGGUUGUAUACAUUAUUCGAAAGUUCAAAAUUACGAGGCAUACAACGGAGCGUGCGGUAAAACGUUUUACUUCACGCUCCCAUACAUGUUGCAGUGCGUAUCCUUUACGGUUUCUUUUAUUUCGAUCGAAGCACCUUGGAAGCGCUCUUAAUCUAUUCCUUUCUCUGUCUCACUUUAAGACUAAAAAGAAAGAGACGAAAGAUGUAGGGCUAAUUUUAAAGUUUUUUGCAUUACUUAAAUUAGGUACCUAUACUGUUUUCUCGCAAAUGUGUUGAAAAACGUUGUAUGACAUUCGUGCGGAACUGGUAUUUACAAACUCGUGACUAUGGUAAGCCCUCUAUCUACUUGUCUCGGCUCGGGCUUAUAUUCGUUUACUCGUCCGUAAUAACUAACUUACCGCACUUAUAUCAUAAAUAACUAUUAAAGAUGACAAAAAUGAUGGCAUUUAUUAGAAAUUAAGAUAUACUUAUUACAAUAUUAAGUUUUAACAAAGACAAUUCUGAACAGUAUUUUAUUCAUAAGUUUAUUCUACGAUUAUUUAGUAUACUAGAGUAAGUACCAAAUACGAUAUUAAAAGUUUAGAAUUAUAUUUCGGCUGUAGCUAAAUAUACAUCACUUACCUUACUUUUACCUAUUUAGCUAAUUGUUUUGAUUUUUUGAUGAUAUCACCAUCACUAAAUUAAAUGGAAGUUGUGCUAGUCUCAUUAAUUAAAAUGUAAACAGUAGUGUAAGUACUAUUACAUAUUUUUAUUAUUAUUAGGUACGCAGUUGUAAAUGCAUUUAAGUAUAAAAUUUAUGUAAAGGUUUUAUACAUCCGUGUCGAAUGAAUAAUAAAUUUCCGUU